Messenger RNA from Schistosoma bovis, 2503 nucleotides. Lineage: Eukaryota; Metazoa; Platyhelminthes; Trematoda; Strigeidida; Schistosomatidae. The record is from the annotation of a GenBank genome assembly.
UGCAAAGCAAAGUCAAGUCCAGAGCUUUUCAAAUAGUUUUUGCAUUAUCGUUAUGAUUAAGAAAGGGUACUAUAACCGUACGUUUAUUUGUUCAACAUGAAUAAAAUCCGUAACGGCAAUUUUUUAUGCUAGUGAAAACAUUUUAUAAUUAAAGUUUUCGCAAAGCGCGGCAUAAUAAUUCCUCAGUUCGUCAUAAAUGUAAAUUUCCAAAUAUUUAGCAUAGUUCCAAAUCUGUUUGUUCCGCUCCUGUAGAGGAACAGGGUGGUAAUAACGAAAGAACGAAUUCCAUGAUACCAAAAUGUGUCAGUAAAAAGUCUGUAAAAUUUCCUGGGGAAUGUAAUCUUGUUACGUGUGUGAUAGAUCCAGUUGAUCCUUGGUUAAACAGACAGUGCUUAUCACCUGCUGAGUUAAUCAGUGUUUAUAAAUUUCAAUGUAAUCUCUCUUCGAUCCAACCUUUGUAUAGCGUCAUUUCACAGUUACAAUCUAUAGAUUUGAGGCAGUCCCUAGAACGGAAACACGUUUUUAAUCUUAAGGGUUGUCAACUUAAUGGUGGACAUAUUGAUAUGCUGGAAUAUGUUUUCAAAUACGUCCAAUUUCAAUACGUAAAUUUGGAAAACACCAAUCUUGAUGACGAGUCUGUUGAAUCAUUAUAUGAAAUUUUGAGUUAUUAUGAAACAUGUACAGGAUUGUGUUUGGCUCGAAACCCUAAUGUUACGUCUACCGGCUGGAUCCCUGUCGCUUUUCUAUUUCGAGAAGUGCCGUAUAUGGAAUGGCUUGAUUUAAGAGAAAACAACUUGGGUUUAACUUUUGUACAAAUAUUAUCAUCAUCUCUUCGUAUACCACGAAAAGAAUUUAAACCAAAAGAGUUUAAAAAAGAAAGUUUUGAUAAAAAUUGUAAUCGUCUCUCCGAGAAAUUAUCUGAUAAGGAUACUUUCAAAACUUCUAAGGAUGUAUCGAUUACAGAAUCAAAUUUAAGCUCAUCAAAAACACUGCCUUUUCAUUCACGUGGGUUACAUUUUGGUAGUACAGGUAUUAAUGGGCAAUUAUUACAUAUACUAAUUCCGGGAAUUCGUUUGGGUUGUAUUACUGAUCUUCGAUUACCCGAUAAUGGAAUUACGGGAUCUGAUGCUAAAUUUUUAGUGCCACUGUUACGUUAUAGUUCUCAUCUGAAAUAUCUAGAUCUGAGUAGAAAUCUACUUGGGGACUUGGGUUGUUCAACUAUAUCACAGGCACUAGCUUCACCUUGUUUUUCAUCCGAAAUACUCAAUUCAGAUGAAAAUCAACGCGGUUUAAUCCGACUGUUUUUAUCAGAAAAUAUGAUAACCAGAUCAAGUAUGAAUAAAUUGGCAACUGGAUUAAUACGCUGCACACGUUUAACAACGUUACAAUUAUCUGGCAACUUAAAUAUUGGCUCUUCCGGUUUAUUUGAUUUAAAGUCAAGUCUUAUCAGUUGUCCAUGUUUAAAGCGUUUGGGUAUUGCAUUUUGUGGUAUUGAUCAUGAUGGUGCAGCAUGCAUUACAGAGAUAUUAUUAAAAACAACAUCUCGUUUCAAAAUAAUAGAUCUGACAGGAAAUCCUAUCGGCAUAGAAAAUUGUUUAGCAUUAUUAAACUCUUCAGCUUAUUUAGAUGAAAAAGUUAGAAUAAUAGGUUUAGAGUUUCAACCAUCAUCGUUAAUGCAAUAUGCAAGACAGUUAUCGGAAAAAGAAAAUAAUAGUCUUUUGCAUCAGAGUAAUAAUAAUUCACAGGUUCAAAGUGAUGGACUGACUCCAGAUCGAGAUUAUCAACGGCUUAAACAUAAGAAUAGGAGACAUUCUCAGAUUAUUUCACCGAAACAUUCAAUUUAUGGAAAAACUAAAUUCACUUCCUUACCUACAAUUGACUACAAUCAUAAACCAUAUUCAGAACUUAAUCCCAAAUAUUUGUGGGGUGACAGUUCAGAUGAUGAAGAUAGAGUGAAUGAUACUGAUGAUAACAAUGUAUCUGUAAUUACAAAAACAAAUAGAAAUUACCUUUCAGAACAAAACUACAGACAACCUAGCAAAAACGAAUGGACAAAACAUCAUUCCAUUAGUUGAACUGUAUACAUUUUUUCAUGAGAUUCAAAUAUUUCAUAGAAAAAUUCCUCCCGCUGUUUUCAGUCUUAACUUGAUUGUUAGAUUUAUACAAAUGUAUCAAAUAACCUUGAAUAAUGUAAAUUACACAGCUUUUACUGUGUACUUACAUCACUCAUGUAAAGUCGUCAGAUUUCUGUCAACAAUCUUUUCUAAUGAAUAUAUGUAUUUUUCCACAACUACAUUUCCUUAGAUGUACUAUGAAUCUUCGAAAUUUCAAUGUUUAACUAAAGAUUAUCAUAGCAAGGUAAAAUAUGAACUAUACAUUGAGCAGAAAAAUUAAGCUUUUCACUGAAAAGAUUUUCAUUUACAAAAUUCCUCAUGUUUCUACCAAGAUUUGAGGUAAAUAUGCAUGUCUAUGAUAAUUGGAAGUAUUUGAAUUAUAGUAUGAA